AAAACGUAAAAUCCAUAAAAGGAGAUUUUUUACCAGGAGAUUAUUUGAGCGAGACUUUAUAUCAGGCGGAUAUCUUGUUAUGUAGCAAGACGGAAUAUGCGAGAAAGUAUUUUGGUUAUAUUGCUGACAUGGACUUUCAUGGUGCAUCAAGGGCUAUGCGGCAGAUUGAAAAAGAUCGCUCAACAACCGAGCAAUCUACUAGAGGACUAUUCAUCCUAUCGUCAUAUCUCGAUCAUACAUUUCAAUGUGCCGGAACAUCUUGUCGCGGUCACUUUCAAAUUUACGGCGGAAGAAGAGAAGACUGGUGGAAUAGGUAAAUGCCUGCCGCGCAAUGUCUCUUUGCAUUUAAAAACUGGUAGUUUGCCGUUUGUUCGUCCUGAUGGAUCGAAAGUGGCCGCGAACCUAAUGAAAAGGCGGCAACGGCAUUACAGUCUACAGAUGCAGAGUAACGGAGACGAAUAUACGAUCAAGGUAGAAGCUCCGCCAGCGGGUGAUUGGUAUACAAUUGCUUUUCGAUCCUGGACUGAUCCUAAUGAUGAGCAAAUCAAGCAACAAGGUCUCGGCGCGUCUUGUGAGACUGUGCUAGACUCUGAAAUGUUCGUGGAGAUGCCGGCCAUGACGUUGCUGGUGAAUCCUGGAAUCGAACAUGAGGUACAGUUGAACGAGACAUCGGAUUCAGCGAUAAUGCAGUUUCUUGUGCCGGACGUCGGCUUCGUGGAGCCGAGCUUAUUGUUGAAUUCAUCUUGCGGUGAGGACUGCAACAUUACUGUCCAUAUUACAGCGGGGGAUAACCUCGCCAAUGUUUUGCUGAAUUCUACACAGACGUCGCUGUUAUUCAAGCCCUAUGCCGGCAGUUUCCACUACGUAACUCUUCGUCUACUUUCGGGGAACGCGUCAAACGUAAUAGUGCGAUUGAUAAACCAAACAGUUUUUGAUCAGGUGACAUUGGUGGAAUUGACAAGAAAGUCCUUCCCAGAGUUCUUUCUCUUUGACUAUGAACAUCUACGCGGCAACGAAACAAAACCUCAGCCUUUCAACAUAACCGUCGACGCUCUGUCCGUCUUUAGCUUUAAGAUUGGUCGGGUGUACGAUGUUGGUGGCACAGUCACCUUGGGGUUUAAGCUAGUCGAUAUAGACGAGAAAUAUAAGAAGAACAUCAUCCUUGUCGCCUGCGUUUCUUUUGGUCGCUACUCGAAUAUAACAUCGGGCGGUGCCUGUGAGCGUGUACAUAAUGUCACGACAGCCGACGUAUACGUGAACUCGACCGGACCAGCAUACGUACACGUGCCUUUCCCGGAAGCGGGAAUCUGGUACGUGAGUAUGCGCGCCUACUGUUUAGAGGAGACUACCAGCGAUAACGAUAUUUGUCACUGCGGCCAGACUUGCCUUGGCGGUGACGCGGCAUGCGACACCUGCGACUGCCUAUCGCGCUGUCCUGUCUCAGUGGAGAGCAUAGUGGCGUCGUCACCGUGCAUCGAGGGCCGCUGCAACGAUCACGGCAAGUGCAUGCACUGCAUGAGCAGCGGCUUCGUCUUCUCGACGUGUCUCUGUACCGGAGGUUACCGCGGCUUCGAUUGUGCCGACGACGCCUAUGUCCUCACUCAUGGCGGUAUAAUCCUUCAUUUGCUGACCUUGACCUUCAGCAACCUUGCAUUCCUCGGAUCGAUAUACGUAGCAAUUCGCCGUGAGUACUUCACCGAGGCGCUCUCCUAUGCCGCAGUCAUGUUCUUUUCAACAUUCUACCACGCUUGCGAGGCUGGCGAGGACGUUUACGGCGUCUGUAUCAUGCGGCUGAGUGUGCUGCAGUUUUGCGACUUUUUCAACGCGCUGCUGGCCAUCUGGGUCACUCUAGUUGCGAUGGCGUCGCUCGGACCGCGGCUCACCGCCUUCUGUCAAAUAGCCGGCGCCAUCGUGCUCGCCAUGGGCGCCGAGAUGGAUCGUACGGCGCUCUGGGUGUUCCUUCUGCCGGCGGUCACCGGCUCCGCCAUUAUUGGAUUAUUCUGGGGAUACAGGUGCAGAAGAAGGCAAACUAUUAGAUAUCCUUCGCGUCCGUACAGAACCAUAUACUUUCCAGCCGGGCUUCUCCUCGUUGCUCUGGGUCUCGUUUCUUAUGCCUUCCUGCAAACGCGCAAGAAUUAUUAUCUCGUUCACAGCUUAUGGCAUGUGUGCGUGGCCAUUGGAGUCAUUUUACUUUUACCGAAACGGCAGUACAUGAAGUGAUGAAAAGCUGCCGUACUUAGAAAGUAAUUCGGGGAAAUCGAGGAAACUAUCAAUAAUUGCGAAGUGUAUAAACAGACUUAGAGCAGACUUGUCUGAAGAAUUCUCUAGAUACAAAUAAGUAUAUAUUGAUAAUAUAUAAAGCAGCUUUUAUAUAAAAGGAAUUAAGCGGAAACUCACUUUUUGGCUUUCUUCUUACAAGCGUCUGGUUAAUUUUGUGUAAUAGUUGCCCUAUUAAUUGGACACGUACAUGCAAAUUGUUAUUGAAAGGUGGUCAGAAUUUUACAGGUUUAUAAUAUACUAGUCACCGAAUAAAUAAUAUUUAGUCGACAUAGGUCCUUUCGUUUAAAUAGCGAUUUUCUCUUUCGGUAAUGUGCAAAUUACUUAUUUCAUACUCAUCGAUAUGAAAACAGGGUUAUCAGAAUUAAAGUUUAGUAGAAGAUAUGUCCUCGGACGAGAAAGAAUGUGGCUUCAGUAUGAAGGAACUCCAUAUUUAUUUUUAACCAAUAUCUAAUCAACAUCUGAUUCAAGUUUAGAGUAAAAAAAAUGGAUAAAACAAAGAGAUCCAAUUGUCCCCCCUUUUGUUCCGAUUUCAAUUCUCCAGACCAUUUUCCAAAACUUUAGCGAACUUUCUACUUCAUUCAGCAAUUUAAUAGAGUUACGACACUGAGAGUGUUUGUCAAAGCACUUAAAUACGACAGAUGUUUUUUUUAAGUACGAAAUAUGGUGAUACGAAGAUGUCAAAUGUAUAUUGCCUCUAUGUAUAAUACCUCUUACAACAGUUUAAAAUAAUAAAAUAAUUCUGUGAUAA
This is a messenger RNA of Dinoponera quadriceps, 3028 nucleotides long. Its product is annotated as transmembrane protein 8B-like. Lineage: Eukaryota; Metazoa; Arthropoda; Insecta; Hymenoptera; Formicidae. Gene Ontology annotation, cellular component: plasma membrane. The transcript is spliced from 5 exons. The record is from RefSeq and is a predicted model, not a curated record. The coding region runs from base 97 to 2220 and encodes 707 amino acids.